Molecule: messenger RNA, 3144 nt
Organism: Manis pentadactyla (Chinese pangolin)
Lineage: Eukaryota; Metazoa; Chordata; Mammalia; Pholidota; Manidae
Gene: SRR
Product: serine racemase
Exons: 8
Coding region: 2114-3133 (339 amino acids)
Biological process (GO): D-serine biosynthetic process; pyruvate biosynthetic process; L-serine metabolic process
Cellular component (GO): cytoplasm
Molecular function (GO): serine racemase activity; threonine racemase activity; L-serine ammonia-lyase activity
Source: RefSeq, a predicted model, not a curated record
GAUAUGAAAUAGGAAGAAAUGUUAAAAACUAAUUCGUUUUCACAUUGAAAUUGGAGAGGACAUUGCAUCAACCUCUUUUCAAAAGACAGAAAAAUAAUUUGAACAAAACUUUAUUAGGAAAAACACGAUUGCCAAAUUAAUGCAGUGUCUGUGAACUUGCAGAUGAGAUAUGCCAAAAUUAAACCAGCACAAGAAAAUUUACCAGAGCUUAGAGGGAAAAUGUAAUAAUAAAAACUAUGAGAGGUAAGGAUAGAAGACGUAGAGAAUGGGUCUAGAAAAUUGAUAAUCAAAUACAAGUUCCAGAAAAUGAUAACAUAACUGAUAGAAGAAGCAACAAAGAAAUAGAAGAAAAUUUACUAAGUUGAUGGAAAAUUUUGAAUUUAAAACUUAAAUUCAACCCUCACAUUUAAAGGGUUCAUUAAAUACCAGGUGAAAAAUGAAAAAAAUGUAUUUAUACCAUUAUUAUGAAAGCUUUGAAUUUAAAAAAUUAAAAUAUGUAUUGAUAUGGAAUAGUCUUCAAGAUGUAUUGUUAAUUUUUUUUAACAAGCCAGUUGCAGAACAAUAUAUAAAGUAUGGUUCUGGGUGUAGCAAAACCAUUUAUUAGGUAUGUAAAUUUAUCUAUAUAAAUACAUCAAAAAAGUUGUGGAAGAAUACAAACCAAACUUUUUAAAGUGGUUAUCUCUGUGGAAGAGAGUAGAUUUAAUGGCAGAGAGUGAAAGGACUAUAUAUUUUCUAUAAUGUUUUAAAUUCUUAGAGUAGGGAUUUGGUCACAUAUUAUGUAGAUAACCCAAUAAACAACAAAGCAAAUUUGGGUAAUGAGGGAGGAGGAACUCAAUUUCUAAAAACAAAAAUUGUACAAGUCAUGUUUGCUGAGCACAAACUGGGGAAACUAGAAAUGAAUAACCACAAGUUAAAAAAUUCUAACAGUAUGGAAAUUUUUUUUAGAACAGUUUUAAAUAACUCAAGGUCAAAAAGUAAAACUAAGAUUAUGGAUUCUUUAGAAAUUUGGAUUAAUGCAAAUAUUGGAUAAUAAGACCUAUGAAAUACCACUAAGCAGUACUCAGGAAAAUUUGUAACCGUUAAGUGCUUUUAUUAUUAAUUUUAAAAGAAUGAAAAUUAAGCAUUCAAAAGAGUAGAAAAAAGGAAAAUGGAAAAAAAAAUCAGAAAUUAAGGGAAAAAGAACAGCACUUGAUAAAUGAGCUCAUUUUUCAGAAAUAAAAUAGACAUUAAAAUAGAAACAUUUCUGGCAAAAAAUAAUGGGGAAAAAACAAAGGAUAUCCUCUUGCAUAUCUCAUAAGUAAUUCAAACUUAGCUCAUCAUAUCUCUGAUUUUCCCUAAAAUAUUUUACCUGUUUCUUUGCUUGUUAUAUCUCAAUAAAUUGUACCACCAUGUAAGUCAAAAUCCAGGAAUUAUCCUUGAGACCUCUAUCUGCCUCACCCCACACAUUAAAUCCCCACAUGGGCAUCUGGAACUCAUCAUCUCAAUAAUCUCCCUUUCCUUUUCUCUUGAAAACUGCCCCUCUCAAUACUUUUCUUUCUCUUUCCUUUUUUUUUCAUUUCCUCUUUCAUUCAUUUCAUUUCCUCCCAUUUUUCCCUCAGGUACAGAGAUUGAAGCACUCAUGUUAUUUGGUUCACACUAUCAACAAGGCUUUUCACAUUUUAUCUUUUUUCCCUUCAUCCCAAUUCCCACUCAGUUUCCUUUCCUUCUCCCUUAGGUAGUCACUCUAAUGUGUUUGAUAUAUGUCCUAAGAUAUAUGUGUAUCUUUGAAUAAUAUAUAGUAUUGUUUUUGUAUGUUUUAAAUGUACAUAAUUGAUACUGUGUUAUAGACUCAUUCUGUUUCUUUUCCAUGUUUCUGUAAGUACUUCUGACUAUUAUAUAGUACUAUCUUAAGUGACCUCACACCCUUGGCCACUGGUCCUGGGCCAAGAUGGGCCAGACAGAAUCCUUACUCAGAAUUUUUUGAAUUGAAAAUGAAAGAAAAUCCCUCUCCACUGUGGAAGCCACAAAAUGUAAAACACAGGAAGUUGUCGGCAGCCAUGUGUCCUGCCACGUGGAACCAGCUGGUGUGAAAUGAAAAAGAAUAAAGCCAACGUGCAAAAAGCAUAAGAGAAUCAUGUGUGCUCAGUACUGCAUUUCCUUUGCUGAUGUUGAAAAAGCUCAUAUCAACAUUCAAGAUUUUAUCCACCUCACACCAGUGCUAAGCAGCUCCAUUUUGAAUAAAGUAACAGGUCGCAAUCUUUUCUUCAAAUGUGAACUCUUCCAGAAAACUGGAUCUUUCAAGAUUCGUGGUGCCCUUAAUGCUAUUAGAGGCUUGAUUCCUCCCACUUCAGAAGAGAAGCCCAAAGCUUUUGUUACUCACAGCAGUGGAAACCAUGGCCAGGCUCUUGCUUAUGCUGCCCAAUUAGAAGGGAUUCCUGCUUAUAUUGUGGUGCCCCAAACAGCUCCCAGCUGUAAAAAAUUGGCAAUACAAGCCUACGGAGCCUCUGUAGUAUAUAGUGAACAGAGUGAUGAGUCCAGAGAAAAUGUUACAAAAAGAAUUAUGGAAGAAACCAAAGGCAUCCUGGUACACCCCAACCAGGAACCUGCAGUGAUAGCUGGGCAAGGGACAAUUGCCAUGGAAGUGCUGAACCAGGUUCCCUUGGUAGAUGCACUGGUGGUACCUGUUGGAGGAGGAGGAAUGGUUGCUGGAAUAGCAAUUACAGUUAAGGCUCUGAGACCUAGUGUGAAGGUGUAUGCUGCUGAACCCUUGAAUGCAGAUGACUGCUACCAGUCCAAACUGAAAGGGAAAUUGACCCCUAAUCCCUAUCCUCCAGAAACCAUAGCAGAUGGUGUCAAAUCCAGCAUUGGCUUAAAUACCUGGCCUAUUAUAAGGGACCUUGUGGAUGAAGUCUUCACUGUCACAGAGGAUGAAAUUAAGUGUGCAACCCAGCUGGUGUGGGAGAGGAUGAAACUGCUUAUUGAACCUACAGCUGGUGUUGGAGUGGCUGCUGUGCUGUCUCAGCAGUUUCAAACAGUUUGCUCAGAAGUAAAGAACAUUUGUAUAGUGCUCAGUGGUGGAAAUGUAGACUUAACCUCCUUAACUUGGGUGAAGCAAGCUGAAAGGCCAGCUCCUUAUGAAGCUGUUUCUGUUUAAUUUAUGCAAGA